UUAUAGAACUUUUUAUAAAUUGAUACGCCAAGUGCAAUUUUGUGGCUGCCACUACCUUCUCACUCAGUCUCACUCACUCACCGCUUGUUGUUUGUUGUCUCUAAGUAUCCGUUUUGCAGAUCAAGAAGAUGUCUCAACACACUCACCCAGAUUGCCAACGAGCUAUGGAGGCCCAAGAAGAGCAUGAUGCAGCUGAAAGAGCCGCCAUGAUCGCUGUUUGUCUGAUAAGCAGUGCUCGUGUGAUUGCUAAGCUGGACAGUGAGUACACUGCCUACUCUGCUCAGUUCUUGGUCGACAACGCUGGUCGCAAGGAUGAACCCUCUCCGGAUCCACAACCCUCCUCGUUCACCAUCCAAGAUUGCCUUGCCUACUUGGUGGACAUCGCUACUCCCAAGCCUGAAUCUGAGCCGAGAGAAGUGGAUGAGCGACGCAACACCUUGACUCUCAAGGACUGCCUCGAGUAUGCUUUGAAAGAAGGGCUACCGAAACACGAGGACUGGACACAUGUGGGAUGCGUCCACAAGCCUCCCCCGUUUGCGCAUCUCAUCCCUCGUGUUCCCAUGAAAGGUAAACUGAUUGAGGCUAAGACAUCGAAAAAGGCGACUAAGUUGCUGAAUCAGCAACCUGUAGGAGCGAGACUUCAUGUGUUCAGUCCUGAGUUCGAUCUCGUUAGAGAUGAGGGGUUUUACGAGGGUCCAUCAGGUCCUGAGUCACGCUAUGUUGGUCUUAGGGAUGUGAUGAUAACUGGAAAUGGGACGAUGAAGGAAGGUCCGUUUUUGGAGGUGAAGAUAGUCUACAAGAAGAAGGAGACAUUCCUCAAAGUGUCUACGACUCGGGUGCUCACAUCACUCCCCAAUGACAGCGGCGAGGAGUCUCAGCUCACUGAGCCGACGGGUCUACUUGUUGAUUUCAUCAUCCCUCGCUUCUCUAAGUAAAUAAACAAGAUCUAGAUUGUCUUGGUGAGUAAGUAUCUAGAGAGGGUUAAUAAGUCAAAGUAUUAUGAAGACCUUAUGCUAGUUGUUGAACUUGUUUGUUGUCACAAGACCUUGUUUAUUUGGAAGACUCUUUUAUCUAUGACUAUGUGUAAUGAAGUUGAUGUUAGUACUAAUCAUCAUCCCUUUUAAUAUUCUUUUCG
This is a messenger RNA of Eruca vesicaria subsp. sativa (arugula), 1135 nucleotides long. Lineage: Eukaryota; Viridiplantae; Streptophyta; Magnoliopsida; Brassicales; Brassicaceae. The record is from the annotation of a GenBank genome assembly.